Messenger RNA from Oncorhynchus masou masou (cherry salmon), 2722 nucleotides. RefSeq names its product zinc finger protein 583-like. The transcript is spliced from 3 exons. The record is from RefSeq and is a predicted model, not a curated record. The coding region runs from base 1 to 1428 and encodes 475 amino acids. NCBI's taxonomy places the organism in Eukaryota, Metazoa, Chordata, Actinopteri, Salmoniformes, Salmonidae.
AUGGCUAUGGUUUUUCACACUCAAAUAGCCUCCAUUAUGGAGGUUCUAGCGAAUGCAGCCGUGGCAGAGAUCUGUAAACUCGUAGACGACGACUAUGCAGUGUUUCGUUUGGAAAUAACUCAAAGCCAGAAAGAAAACAGGGCAUUGCGGAGGAAACUACAACUACUGGAACUGAAGAAGGUUGCACGGGAGCGCGCAGAAAGGACAAUGCGAGAGCGUGUCAUCGCCAGUCGUUUCAGUAGUGUCAAGAUCCUCGACCGAUACAGAGGAAUUGCAAGAGGCCACAUGAGCUUUGUGAAGCCAGCAGGACACAAUACAUGGAGCGAUGACCAACCAAUCACUGUUGAUGAGGGGAGUGGAACCUCAACCCAGCAAGUUAUCAUCAUAGAGUCUGCAGGUCCUGGGGUCAAGCUGGAGAGAUCUGAAGGAGAGCACAUCCAGACUGGAGUGGCUGGAGUGCCCCCUGUAGCCACGGAGGACCCGACCACCGCCCCAGCGGCGCCAAAGACCCGACGUAGCAUCACGAAGGUCGGUGGAACGCUGAAUGCCGUCCUCAAGUCAGGGAUCGACACCAAGAAUUUAAUGGGUCAGGGGCGACUGGGCUGUCCCGCUCUCCACUCAGAAUAUUUACUUGAUGGUAACCCGAGCCCGAGGAUGGAUCUGUCCCAUCAGGACUUAGGAGACACGUUACAGAUUGGCAAUGAUCCGUCUUGUUCAUACGCUACAGAGAUGAUACAUGGUGACAUGCCUGUCGGCUUAGAUACACAGACUAAUCCAAUGAGAGGGGACUGGAACCAGUACAGUAGUAGUGUAUACUCUGAAGGGUCCCUAGAUAAGAAAGGGGAGGUUAUAGUCAUAGAUGAGGUGACUGUGAAAGUGGAGGGUGACUCUCCUCUGACAUGGAAUGCAGAUGAGACUCGCUUUGGAGAAGGACACUCACAGGGCAACACCAAUGACUUCUUAGACUACAGAAAAAGCUUAGAGACCAAUCUAACUGUCGCAACCCACUCCCCUUUACACACGCUCAGGGAUUGCGACCCACUGUCCACGCCGAUGGCAUCUUCCGAUUCACAAUACCUUUUCGAUCAGGUAUUGAACUCAAAGGAUCAAAGGGCCAAAGCACAGGGAGGGGGAGCCACAUCAGGAAAUAGUAAAGAGAAACGGUUCCUUUGCAUGUUCUGUAACAAAGGCUUCAGCAGCUCCCAGAAGGUGGAGAUCCACCAGAGGGUCCACACAGGGGAGAAACCAUUCAGCUGUACCCAGUGUCAUAUGCGCUUCACCCAGGCUGGUGACCUGAAGAGGCACCAGAGAGUCCACACAGGGGUAAAACCCUUCAGCUGUACCCAGUGUCACAUGAGCUUUGCCCAGGCUGGCAACCUGAAGAGGCACCAGAGGGUCCACACAGGGGAGAAAACAACAACCCCCUAGUGUGAGAAGAGGUUCUCCCACCAACACCAACUGAACAUGCACUUAUAAGUCCAUACGGGAGAAAGGCCGUUCGCCUGUACGCGCUACAAGAAGAGGUUCUCAGAGGAUACACCAGCAGAAAAAAAACAUUCCACGGAUUGACCUAGAAAUGAACCAUUCCACUCAAUUGCUUCUGACAUUUAGAUCAAACCCUGCAUUAAAGACUAAGAUUAAAGUUAAUUGGUGUCAGCAGAAAAGAUCCACAGAUGCAUUUGGAAUUACGAGAGUAGCAAAUUUCAGUGUUGAAUAUUCCUGGGUAGAAUAUUGAAUCCAGACAGACGUGUGAUAUCUAAGCCUGAAUGGUCUGUUUCAUAGUGUUUGCACUGUGUAGGAUAUAUUAUGUUCAAGUACAGAAUAUUUUUCCCACAAUACUUUAUUGAGUAAAUGAAUGCAGUUUAUGAAGGUCAUGCAGAUUUUUAGUCGAUGUGCAUGUGUGGUUUUUAUAUGGUGUAUUUAAAAAAGGUUUGUUUAGUAAACACAAAAUGGGACUUUUCAUUUAUUGAGACUCUUUAGUAUACAUCACAUCUGAUCUCACCAUAUUCUUAAAACACCAGGCAGUGCUUUAUAACCAAUACACAUGUAUAAAAAAAGAAAAGGCCAUUCCAGCAAACUGGACGCACUUGAAUGGACGUUUUUACAUGGUCCUUCAUUUUGACGGAUUCUGACUCGGCUACGGUUAAGAUGUUCCAUUACCCAAAACAUAAUUAAAUUCUGCGCUCAAAACAGAAUAAAAUUCUGCGCCCAGGAGGCGAUGAGUUAUCCUGCCGUGCAAAGCCAUGAGGCUGUUGUCACCACCCACAACACACGGACGAAGCCAUCGAGUCCCAGAAGAAGAUGAGCUGCGAGGUCUUCCACACCUCUCUCAUCACACAGUCAACCAUUGGUCAGGUAGUGACCUCCCUCACCAGCUGGAAGCUGCUGAGGGACUACGAGGACCUGCCCUGUAAAAGAGAAGAGAUCAGGAGGGCAUACUCUAGGGAACAUUUUUUAUAUAAUUUUCUUAGGUUGGGGAGAAACAAACUCGAUAUACAUAAAAAUGACAAAUCUAAACUGUAGAAAUUAUAAUGGACUUACAUUUACAGUGCAUUCAAAGAGUAUUCAGACCCCUUGACUUUUUCUGCAUUUUGUUACGUUACAGCUUUAUUCUAAAAUGGAUUACAUUGUUUUCUCUCAAUCUACACACAAUACCCCAUAAUGACAAAGCAACAUUUUUCCAGUUUAUUGAGAAUAAAAAUACUGAAAUCACAUUUACAUA